AUGGCUGGGAAGAACAAGAAUCCCGCUCCCCGAAACGUCGAAGCGAUCGCACGCGACAACCAGCUUAACUCGCCUCUACUGCACCUCCCAGCCGAGCUUCGCAACAGGAUCUACCAUUUCACCUUCGACACGAAUGAAGUAGUCCUUAUACUGCCUGGCUAUAAGGACCCGCCAGGCUUUUACUCUCCACCUCCAACGUCUAAUCCGCUAGGCCUAGCACAAACCUGCACGCAGUGUCGUUACGAAGCACUCCCAUACUUCUGGAAAACAACUGUGUUUCAGCUGGGAUAUGAUGUAUACUUAUCAGGGAGCUUUGAGUUCGCAAGUCAGGCUGUAAUCGACCAGAUUCAGAUCAUUCGUUAUGGAGACAGAAAUGAUUGGGAACCAGUACGGCGUUUGUCUCAAAACCUUUUUCUAGGAACAUUCGCUGUGGUGCGAAAGGUCCUUAUGCAGCAGGAGGAUAAAGAUACGAGUUCUAUAGAGAUGCUCCUGAGGAGGAACUUCGGGAAGGAUAUCGAGAUCUGCUAUUAUAAUGACUGA
Molecule: messenger RNA, 540 nt
Organism: Alternaria arborescens
Lineage: Eukaryota; Fungi; Ascomycota; Dothideomycetes; Pleosporales; Pleosporaceae
Exons: 2
Coding region: 1-540 (179 amino acids)
Source: RefSeq, a predicted model, not a curated record